AUGGGGCUUUUUCGCAAUUGUGAAGCAUGUUUCGCAUUUGAAAGGCUUGUUCAAAAUGCAAGGCCAUGGUUGAACCUUGAGUCAAUUGUGGAGCAAGUUGGAGCUCUUCCAAGCGCCACUGAGGCGAAUCCUAAGGCAUCUAUUAAUGUCGUGUCAUUGAGGAAUGGGAGACAAUUAGAAGAAGUACAGUCCAAAAAGAGAAAACAAGUGAUCUUUAAUGAGAAGUCGACCACCAUAGAGGCAGAAUCAGAAAAAUCAAUGGAGUCAGAGAAGCCAACUGAAAAGCUGCAAAUCAAUAUUCCACUGGUAGACAUCCUUCAAGAAGUGCCCAAAUAUCCUAAAUACAUCAAGGACAUAGUGGCAAAUAAAAGGAGGUUGACUGAGUUCAAGACUUUGGCACUCAUUGAGGAAUGUAGCUCAGGGAUUCAAAGCAAGCUACCUCAAAAAUUGAAGGAACCAGGUAGUUUCACUAUCCAAAUCUCGAUGGGUAAGCAUGCAGUCGAGAGAGCUUUGUGUGAUCUUGGAGCGAGCAUCAAUAUAAUGCCACUAUCUAUGUUCAGACAGUUGGGGUUGGGUGAGCCGCACCCAACAAUGGUAAACUUACAGUUGGCUUAUUGCUCCCUUGCUCAUCUUGAAGGAGUGAUUGAAGAUGUGUUAGUUCAAUUGGGUUCUUUCAUAUUUCCUGCUGAUUUCACUAUCUUGGACUACGAGUUUGAUCAGGAAGACCUAUUUAUUUUGGGGCAUCCAUUCUUAGCCACAGGUUGA
Molecule: messenger RNA, 765 nt
Organism: Nicotiana tabacum (common tobacco)
Lineage: Eukaryota; Viridiplantae; Streptophyta; Magnoliopsida; Solanales; Solanaceae
Source: RefSeq, a predicted model, not a curated record